This is a messenger RNA of Triticum aestivum (bread wheat), 1724 nucleotides long. RefSeq names its product putative disease resistance protein RGA3. The annotation marks the transcript as partial. The record is from RefSeq and is a predicted model, not a curated record. The transcript is spliced from 2 exons. NCBI's taxonomy places the organism in Eukaryota, Viridiplantae, Streptophyta, Magnoliopsida, Poales, Poaceae.
ACAUUGAUAUUAUUCGAAAGCCCCAGGGUUGAUUUAAAAGGUUUUUGGAACAACCUUUCUCUCCUGCGAGUACUUAGUCUACAAGGUGUAAAUGUUGUCGAGCUACCUGACUCGAUAAGCAACCUCAGACAUUUAAGGUACUUGGGACUUGCAGGUACAAGCAUAUCUGGGAUCCCACAAGGAAUAGGUGAUCUGAUGUUUAUGCAGUUCAUCGAACUUGCAGAUUGUGUAAAAAUUUCUCAUGUUCCAGAUAGCAUCUUGAAGCUGCGAAAGCUAAGGUAUAUCAACUUUGCUGGCACCAACAUAGCAUCAAUUCCUCGUGGAUUUGGGAAGCUGGAAGAUUUGGUCAUGAUAUCUGGGUUUCCAACUCAUUCAGAUGAUAAUACAGAUCAAGUAUGGUCCAGUCUGGAAGAACUAGGGCCUUUGUCGAGACUCACAAUGCUUGUCAUAGAAAGUUUGGAGAAGGCAUCUUCUGGUUCUGUGGCCGCUAGAGCAAAACUUAGUAGUAAAGCCCACCUAAGAAUUUUGAACCUGGGAUUUACACAGAAUAGGGAGGUGGAAGAGCAAAACAAUGGGGAGCAAGAGAGAAUCGAGGAGGUUUUGGGUAAUCUCUGUCCUCCAACCUGCAUAGAACAGCUUGCCAUCAUUGGAUACUUUGGACACAAACUUCCCCAGUGGAUGAGAAUGGUGCCAGUCUUUACCUUCUUAAAGCGGCUUGAGCUAUCAAGUUACGCUUGCUAUGAGCUGCCUUCUGGCUUAGGCCAACUCCCCUCUCUUGACUAUUUUUGGGUUGACCAAGCUCCAUUCAUCAAGUAUAUCGGUCAUGGUCUUCGCAUGCCCUCAAUUGGUGGUCGGGACAUCGGCCUAGAUAAGACACUUUCUGGUGGUGCUGCUGUUGUUGCAUUUCCCAAGCUGAGAAAACUUGGGUUUCAGGGGAUGUUGGGACUGACAGAGUGGGAAUGGGAGCAGCAAAUCCCAGCUAUGACAACUUUAGAGGUGCUUACAAUUGUCAAUUGUCAGCUCAAGUAUCUCCCUCCUGGACUUGCACAUCAUGCAAAUGCACUGCGGGAGUUGGAUCUAAGAAACCUCUCGCACCUGGUCUCCAUACACAACUUCCCUUCACUCGUUGAGCUUCGCAUAGUUGACAACCGAACACUAGAGAGAAUCUAUAACAAUCCAAAUUUGCAGCAUAUUUACAUCGUUAGCUGCCCAGGGCUAAAGGUAUUGGAAGAUUUGCCAUCACUCCAGAGCAUCGAAUGGGUGGAUGUGACUGCUCAAGUGCUCCCAGAUUACUUCCGGCACUCAAAGUUAGAGAAGUUGAUUGUACAAUGCUACAUAAGCUUGCUCAAACUGAUAUCCUUACAAGAUGCCAACUCUUCGGAAUCCGAGUGGGGAAAGAUCCAGCAUGUUCACCAACUAAAAGCAACUGGGUACAUAUCAGCAGAAGAGACACGAUAUAUCUCCUACACCAAGGAGCCCUACUCCUACAAAACAGACAUUGAACGACUGGAUGAAUUUGUAAAUGUGGUGGUUGAAUAAUAGAGAAACAAUAUCAUGAAGGAAGAACCGUCGGCCUUUUUUACUUAUGUCGUGACAUAUCAUAUUUUUCAAGAGGUGCAUAUGGUCAAAGGGCAUGCAUUUUUUUUACUGGUAUAUGCAAAAUAGCAGUACUGUGCAUCGUUCUUUUUAUGUAUUUUGAAUUCUCCUUGUUUUGCAGUGUCUAG